This is a messenger RNA of Acytostelium subglobosum LB1, 396 nucleotides long. RefSeq lists its product as hypothetical. The annotation marks the transcript as partial. NCBI's taxonomy places the organism in Eukaryota, Evosea, Eumycetozoa, Acytosteliales, Acytosteliaceae. The record is from RefSeq and is a predicted model, not a curated record. The transcript has 2 exons.
AUGGUCGGUGCUGAAACUCCAACCUCCAAAGGCCACGAUUUUCUUGGUGUUGGUCAGAGCCUUGAAGCCCUCCCACUCGGCCAUCACGGAGGGAUCGACGUAGAUCCUCAUGCUCGAGUCUAUCAUGGCAAAGGCAAAGUGCAUGUGCGUGUAGCCCUUGAUGUUGACGUUCUGGAUGCAUCCUGUCGUGCCUGGAUUGUUGGUUGCACUGGUCUGGUUGCCACAGAACUCAGGGGUGAUGCCACACCAUCCCCAUCGACUACAACAUGCUUUGAGUGGACAUGGGAUACUGGUUCCGUUGCCAGUGGCAAUGAGGCCACACUGGGCAUUGGGCACUUUAGCUGGCACUGGUGGUGUUCCUGGACCAAUACACAUGGCCAAUCCUACCUGCAGACU